Molecule: messenger RNA, 1699 nt
Organism: Amblyraja radiata (thorny skate)
Lineage: Eukaryota; Metazoa; Chordata; Chondrichthyes; Rajiformes; Rajidae
Gene: ovch2
Product: ovochymase-2
Exons: 11
Coding region: 133-1503 (456 amino acids)
Biological process (GO): proteolysis
Molecular function (GO): serine-type endopeptidase activity
Source: RefSeq, a predicted model, not a curated record
CAGUAACUGGACACUGCCUGUUGGUAUCUCUGCUCUACCCCUCUUGCCUACGGAACGGUACAUCUCUCUCUCUCUGUCUAUCUCUAUCUCUCCAUCUCUCUCCCCGUCUCCCUCCCAAUCUCCACUCUGGCCAUGAAGCCUCCGACCUCCGCUCAGAUCUUCCUCAUUGUACUGAUGUUUCAUUCCAGUCCUGGGACUGAUUCGAAGGCAAUGGACAAUCCAAAAGUUGUGAAGUGUGGCGUUCGCCCUGAGCAGGGAGGUGUCCAGUACUUGCUGGGCUUGUGGAAGCGUAUCGUUGGGGGCAAGGAGUCGAAGGCUGGAGCCCACCCUUGGCAGGUGUCCUUGAAACGGCGUAACGUACACUACUGUGGAGGGACCAUCAUCAGCGCAAAAUGGGUGCUAACGGCAGCUCACUGCCUGCGGGACAGCAACAUCUUGACCGUGUUGAGGGUGACGGCUGGUGAGCACAACCUGAAGGGCAAGGAUAGCGGGGAGCAGAGACAGACGGUCAGACGCUUCAUCAUCCACCCCAAGUUCAAGCCCGCCUUCCCUGUGGAGUACGACAUCGCUCUGCUGGAACUCAACGGCAACUUCAACUUUGGAUCGACUGUUUAUCCGGCUUGCCUUCCCGGAGAGGAGGAUAGCUUCGGCAAAGGAACCGUCUGCACCACCACUGGCUGGGGCCGGCUGUCUGAGGGUGGAAUGCUGCCGAACACUCCGCAAGAAGUCGACCUUCCCAUCCUGGACCUCAAGACCUGCUUAAAGGUGAUGAAGCUGGUGAUAAAACAAUUCAAGGGGGACACACUCCUGUGUGCGGGCUUCCCCAACGGGGGAAAGGAUGCCUGUCAGGGUGAUUCAGGAGGUCCCCUGAUGUGCCGGGGGAAGGGUGGCGCCUGGACCGUGGCCGGUGUCACCUCGUGGGGGAUGGGCUGCGGCCGCAACUGGAAGGACAACGGAAAGAAAUCGCCCAACGCCCGUGGAACCCCAGGGGUCUUCACACAGGUGAAGGCUCUGAAGUCCUGGAUUCAGAAGAACACAAAGAGCGCAUUUAAAGGACGCAACAGAUCGAUUUUAUCUGGAGUUGAGCCGGAGACUUCAGAGGACACACAACCUACCGAGGCGAUUCAUUACUCCCCUGAAUGCGGAGACCUGCUGUUGACCAGAGCCCAGGGAGAGAUCCAAGCGGCCAGUUCCAUGAACCAGUCUAAUUGCCUGUGGAGGAUCAUAGCACCAAACAACAGAAUUGUUAAACUGGACGUCAAAGCCUUUAAUGGCAGCGUGGAGAGUGAGGGUUGUGCGUCUUCUCUUUCCGUCUUUGAUGGAGAAACUGCCGGCAAAAACAUGAAGGCGAGGUUGUGUGAGGGUCAAACAUCUUCGCCCAUCUGGUCCAGUGGGCCAGCACUAACGGUGGAAUUCACUGGCAGGUUGAACAGCACUUCAGCUGGUGUCCAGUUGGCUUACACCACCCACACCUCGAAGAACGAUCGACAACUCCUCGCGUGACAGGCGAGACGCACAAGAGAACGGAGUACCCGCAACUUACAGCUCAGAUGGGGCGUUUGGCAUCGAUGUUCCAGCAUACAUACGAGCCUUCCAGGAUGCACACCUUUCACCUCUCUCCAGCCCCCUAGUUCCGCUUCCAUUUAUUCACCUACUCUUUAAAUGUGGUGGCGCAGCUGGUAGAGCUGCCACCUCACAG